Messenger RNA from Caenorhabditis remanei, 219 nucleotides. RefSeq lists its product as uncharacterized. The record is from RefSeq and is a predicted model, not a curated record. Lineage: Eukaryota; Metazoa; Nematoda; Chromadorea; Rhabditida; Rhabditidae. The transcript has 2 exons. Bases 1 to 219 code for a protein of 72 amino acids.
AUGCACCUCUUGGUCUUCGUUGACCAAAAAUGUGGAGUACUGCUCAAAGCAAUUUUGUGUGCUUCACUUCUGUUUUUGGAGGCCCAUAACCUUCACCUCACACAUUCAAUUGCUACAUCGGAUGACUUCUUUGGAUUCAAGAGGCAGAAGCUGGACGAAGACACUGUGGAUCCACUCGGCUCUGUGAGACCAACUGACUAUGAGAAGACCAGAAUUUAG